This is a messenger RNA of Aricia agestis (brown argus), 468 nucleotides long. RefSeq names its product U6 snRNA-associated Sm-like protein LSm8. The transcript has a single exon. Gene Ontology annotation, molecular function: RNA binding. Gene Ontology annotation, cellular component: U4/U6 x U5 tri-snRNP complex; precatalytic spliceosome; U6 snRNP. Bases 134 to 424 code for a protein of 96 amino acids. Gene Ontology annotation, biological process: mRNA splicing, via spliceosome. The record is from RefSeq and is a predicted model, not a curated record. NCBI's taxonomy places the organism in Eukaryota, Metazoa, Arthropoda, Insecta, Lepidoptera, Lycaenidae.
UCAAUUCUACAACCGCAAGCUUUGCAAGUGUUUACAAUCAAAGCAACGUGCAUUUUUCAAAGAUUACGUCUAUUUUUGAGUAGAAAUUGCACAGAAAGUUUCAAAAACAAUCUAUUUAUAAUCACCACUCAGAAUGGCAUCUGGGCUGGAGAAUUACGUGAACCAAACAGUGUCGGUUAUAACAUCGGACGGGCGCAACUUCAUCGGUACCCUAAAAGGAUUCGAUCAAACCAUCAAUAUUAUUUUAGAUGAAUCCCACGAAAGGGUGUUUUCAUCGUCAACAGGAGUAGCACAAGUUGUUCUUGGACUGCACAUUAUAAGAGGAGACAAUAUUGCCAUAGUUGGACAAAUUGAUGAAUCAAUAGACAGUCGACUUGAUUUAGGUAAUAUCAAAGCAGAACCUCUCGGACCUAUAGUACACUAAUGUAAUUACUUUAGUCAUAAUAAAUAGUUUUUAUACAACAUGUU